AUGCACAAUGAGACCGCCAACAUUUGGUCGCACCUUCUCGGGGCCUUGUACAUUCUCGUCAAGCUGUUCAACUUCAUGCACGGGAGAGCACUCACAGUACACGCGACCGACGCAAUCGCCGUUGCUCUCUUCUUCUUGAGCUGUGUGGCAUGUUUCCUCAUGUCGGCAUCCUACCAUUGCCUAUCCGACCACAGCCCGGGCAUCAAUCGCCUAGGUAACCAGCUCGACCACCUCGGCAUCGUUGUCAUCUUCUGGGGGGCCAGCACCUCGGCCUGUCAUUUCGUCUUCGCGUCUCGAGACACGCUGAAGGCCACCUAUAUCCUCGUCUUGUCGGUUUCCGCGGCAGUCUGCGGGUGGUUCACGCUGCAGCCCAUGUUCCGGACGCCGCGGUUCCGCUCCGCGAGAGCCCUGACAUACUCCUUGCUCGGCUUGUCCAUGGCCAUACCGUUCGUCCACGUCCUUCUUGAGAUGGAACUAGAAGAGCUGGAUGAGAAAAUGGAAUUGUCCUCGUUCUUGGGCAUGAUACUCCUUGUUUUUCUGGGCGGACUCAUGUACGCCGUGAGGGUGCCGGAGCGCUGGUUUCCUGGAACGUUUGAUGUUUUGGGUCAGAGUCACAACUGGCUACAUGUACUGGUUCUGGCGGCAGCUUUACUUAGACUGGACGGCCUGUUAGAUCUUCUGGCUAAUAAGAAUUACGCGCUUUAG
This is a messenger RNA of Purpureocillium takamizusanense, 705 nucleotides long. RefSeq lists its product as uncharacterized. The record is from RefSeq and is a predicted model, not a curated record. Gene Ontology annotation, molecular function: signaling receptor activity. NCBI's taxonomy places the organism in Eukaryota, Fungi, Ascomycota, Sordariomycetes, Hypocreales, Ophiocordycipitaceae. Gene Ontology annotation, cellular component: membrane. The transcript has 2 exons. Bases 1 to 705 code for a protein of 234 amino acids.